Molecule: messenger RNA, 972 nt
Organism: Paramecium pentaurelia
Lineage: Eukaryota; Ciliophora; Oligohymenophorea; Peniculida; Parameciidae
Source: the annotation of a GenBank genome assembly
UAUGUAAAUUACAUAAAAUUCACAUUCACCACCACCUGCAAAAAAACAACAUUUGAAAUUGCAUGUCUAACCUAUUUAAUUACCAGAUGCAAAUGUGUUGAAUAAGACUGCAGGUAAUUCAGAUCCUGAGAUUGGUAGUAAAAUUAUUAAGACUGAAAGAAUUACAGCAUUAAAGCAAAACAAAAAGUUUAACAUUAAGUAAGUUUAAAACAACAAUCAUAACAGAUUGUAAACAAAUCAUCCAAGACUAAUAUAAUAAGAAAAUGAUGGUUUAUCUCUGAUAUUGUAUAAAUAAUCCUAAACAACAACAUCAGAGAAAAUUAUCACAAGUAUCAUCUUAUUUAGAUAAUAGAAUAAUUAGUUACUGAUUUGAAAAACAAAAUAGAUUAAUAAGACUCUAUUAUUAGAUUAUAAGAGUUCAAAAUUAAUAGAUUAUAAUAGGAACUGUUAUCAUAAAAAUAUUAUUGCUCAAAUUUAUUAGCUAAAAUAUUUUAAAAUGAUCCUAAAAAUUAAUACAUUAAUACAGUCAAAGUACCUAAAUUAGGACAUUAAAUUUAAGAAAAUACUUAAUUAAGUUCAUUAUAACCAUCUUUGUUAAAGGCAUCAAAUAAUCAUGAUUAAACAAGUAUUAAAACUCUGUAAAAUCAAAUUAUAUCACUCAAAUUAUAAUAGUAAGAAUUAAAGAAGUUUAUUAAAGAUGCUUUUUUAUCAAUUAAAAAGAUUAUUUAAACAUUUGAUACUUAAUCAAGAGAAAAAAUUUAAGGAGUUCAAAAUGAACAUAAAUUAAUUUUAAACUCCCUUUAAGAAAUUAUCAAAACUAAUAACAUGUAAUUACUUGUUUUUUUAUUUAGAUAUAACAAAGAAGAAUUAAGUAAAAUCAAUUAAAAAGCUGAAAUUAUUUGUUAAGAGUAUAUCAUGUCAGAAGCAUAAAAAGAGGUCUACUAUUAAAAAUGUCUUUCAUUAUUAAGUUGA